Halteromyces radiatus is the source of this 3398-nucleotide messenger RNA. RefSeq names its product putative ABC transporter. Gene Ontology annotation, cellular component: membrane. The transcript is spliced from 11 exons. NCBI's taxonomy places the organism in Eukaryota, Fungi, Mucoromycota, Mucoromycetes, Mucorales, Cunninghamellaceae. The coding region runs from base 73 to 3240 and encodes 1055 amino acids. Gene Ontology annotation, molecular function: ABC-type transporter activity; ATP binding; ATP hydrolysis activity. The record is from RefSeq and is a predicted model, not a curated record.
UUCUAUUAUUGUUUUUUUUUCCUUGUUUUUUUCCUUGUAAUAUAUAUAUAUAUAUAUAUAAUUACUUUUAAUAUGAGGAUGAAGUACCAUUCUCUCUUACUAAGUUUUAUUUAUUGGACUUUGUCAAUAUCUGCUACUGAACAACAUCAAUAUAAUGAACUCGAUUUAUCUUUACCAUUUACACCUGUUAUAUCUUCUCCUUAUCUUAUGACAACAACUCCAAACAAAGGAAAAGAUGGAGAUGGUAAAUGUCCUGAAUGUCCUGCUUGUUUUAACUGUAUGUUACCUGGUUUUGAAUGUCUUCAUUUUGCCAACUGUAGCGAAUACAAUGGAAAGUGCAAUUGUCCUCCUGGUUUUGGUGGUGACGAUUGUAAACAACCUCUAUGUGGUGGUUUAGGUGAUGGUAGAAAUAGAUAUCCAAGACAAAAUGGUACUACGUGUGAUUGUCCUGAAGGUUGGGAAGGUAUUAACUGUAAUGUAUGUACUCAAGAUUCUGUAUGUGAUCCUUUGGUUCCUACUGGUCAAAAUGGUACUUGUUAUCGAGGUGGUUUGGCCGUAUUUGAAAAUCAUCAAAUGUGCAAUGUGACAAAUCGAAAAAUUAUUGAACAGCUAAAGGACCAAAUUCCUCAAGUGACCUUUUCUUGUGAUCGACGUCAAGAAACUUGCGAUUUUCAAUUCUGGGUGGAUGAAGUGGAAUCCUUUUAUUGUCAUUUGGAUACUUGUCAAUUUGAUCAAGUUUAUGAUUAUGAUCGAAAUUCAACAAAAUACAAAUGUGAAAAUAUCAAUUGUCGUUGUAUCAAGGAUGAGUUUUUAUGUGGAAAGGAUGGUUCUGUUGAUCUUACUGAUAUGCUAAAGGAUGAAAUUCAAGGACCAGCAACCUUCAACUGUGUUGGCCCUCAAUGCUUAUUCUCUGAACCAGCUAUGGAUGAUUUGAUUUCUGCUAUUUUUGGUGAUGAUUCCAUCUUUUUGAAUUGUAAUUCUGGUGAAUGUUUACAUUAUACAAUGGUGCCUGGUUUUGAUCGACCUGAACGGCCUAUCAAUUGGAUUAUGAUUGUGAGUGGGAUUGCUGGUGUAGCUGUAUUUUUGAUCAUUAUCUCUAUGGUUGUUACUUAUUUUGCCAAGAAAUCAUCAAGCAAUGCUGGUCAAUAUAUUCAGUUGGCAGAUGAUGAAGCAGGAAAACUUAUGGCUGAGCAUACUCCGACAAGUUUGAUUUUUGAUGGUAUCUCUUAUAAUGUGGAUGGACUUGAUAUUCUUGAAAAUACGACUGGUAUGGUUCGUCCUGGUGAAGUCAUGGCUAUUAUGGGACCUUCUGGUGCUGGAAAAACAACGUUACUUGAUAUUUUGGCUAAUCGAACCAAAUCAGGCACGGUAUCUGGUCAAGUACUUGUAAAUGGUCAUCAACUUUCUCCUCGUCAAUACAAAAGUUUGAUUGGUUAUGUGGAUCAAGAAGAUACCAUGAUUUCAACAUUGACUGUAUACGAAACUAUUUUAUAUUCGGCUUUGUUACGACUUCCACGUUCUAUGAGUACGGCUGCCAAGAAAUUCCGAGUGAUGGAGGUGAUGCAAGAAUUAGGUAUUGAUACAAUCAAGGAUUCUCGAAUUGGUCAUGCUGGACAUCGUUCUAUCAGUGGAGGUGAACGUAGAAGAGUGGCUAUUGCUUGUGAACUGGUGACAUCUCCGUCUAUUCUCUUUUUGGAUGAACCCACUAGUGGACUGGAUGCCUACAAUGCUUAUAAUGUGGUAGAAUCUCUAGUGACUUUGGCCAGAGAAUAUAACCGUACUGUUGUAUUUACCAUUCAUCAACCUCGCUCCAAUAUUGUGACCUUAUUUGAUCAACUUGUUUUACUUGCCAAAGGACGUGUGAUUUAUUCCGGACCUCAAGUUCGUGCUCAAUCUUAUUUCAGAACUAUCGGUUACCCUUGUCCUCCUGGAUUCAAUAUUGCUGAUUUCUUGGUGGAUUUGACCAUGCAACCUGUGGAACCUCGACAACAGACCAUUCAAGAUGAAGAUAUUUUAGAUACCCCUCGUCAGCAACAAUCUCAACUCUUUAAUGCCAAUACUACUCUCUAUCAUGAUGAUUUGGAAAACACAAGUGAACAGUGGGCGGCAGAAUUAGGAGCUAGGCAACAAAGAUCAUCACCAAAUGCAUCAAGACGCAACAAUAAUAACAAGAAUAUGGAUGUAGUGGUGAUGGAUGGUGGCGAUUCCUCAUUGUAUCAAGUAGAUAAAAAUGGUGUAUCAGUACACAUUCGACGACUUGUGGAUGCUUAUCAACAUAGUGCAGUGGCGGCUACAGUGCGUGAUCAUAUUGAACGAUUUGUUGCGGCAGCUUCAGGUACUCCAGAAGAAGCAGAACAAAGUGGAUUAGAGUCUGCUCCUGUUCCUAUUUCAACUCAUGAACGACCUGGUUGGCUUACUCAAUUCCGUAUCCUUGCUGAUCGUACUUUCAAGAAUCUCUAUCGAAACCCUAUGUUGAUGUUUACACAUUAUGCCAUUGCUGUCGUACUUGCUUUGAUUUGUGGAGGUUUAUUCUAUCAGGUAUCCAAUACCAUUGCAGGUUUCCAAAACCGAAUGGGUAUGUUUUUCUUUUUUGAAGCAUUACUUGGGUUUAUGUGUUUGACAUCACUACAAGUGUUUUCAAGCGAACGUAUCUUAUUUGUUCGUGAACGUGCCAAUGGUUAUUAUUCACCAGCAACCUACUUUUUAUCCAAGGUAUUAUUUGAUAUCAUUCCUCUUCGGGUAGUACCUCCGUUGAUGAUGGGUCUGAUAUCGUACUACAUGGUGGGUUUAGUCGAAGGUGUUCCUGAAUUCUUGAAGUUUUUAUUGGUCUUGGUCUUGUUCAACCUGACUGCUGCUGCUUGUUGUCUUGCUAUUGGAGUUGUCUUCAAAAAUCUAUCCAUGGCUAACUUACUUAGUUGUAUGGUCAUGUUGUUCUCCAUGUUAUUUGCCGGUUUAUUACUCAACAAAGAAUCCAUGUCUCCUUAUUUUGGUUGGCUCAAAUAUCUAUCCUUUUUCAAUUAUGCAUUGGAAGCUCUCUUGGUGAAUGAAAUGCUUUAUCUUCAAUUGGUAGAAGAACGUUAUGGAUUGAACAUCGAUGUUCCUGGUGCUACCAUUUUGUCUACAUUUGGAUUCAAUGCAAAGAAUUAUUGGCCUGAUGUGAUUCGAUUGGCAUCCAUGUUCUUAUUCUUUAUUGCCUUUGCCUUUAUUUGGCUUGUUCUUUUUGUCAAGGAAAGACGAUAGACUUUUAUAUUUUGUAGUUUAUAAUUAUUAUUUUUUUAUUUAUGAGGGGGUAGUUUUAUACUAUAGUAUAUACUUUUUUUUUUGUUUUGUCUUCUGUGGGAUGUGGAUGUUUUUUUUUUAGUUUGGAUGAAAUGUAUUUUUUUUUCUUUUUUUUUUUU